AUGAUGGGCGUGUCGGCCUUGAAGGUGGCCGGGUGUAUCACGGCCAUGUAUAGCCAGCGUCGGCAGGUUGGGGUCGGAAAUCACGGGCGAGUGGUGCCUAUUAUGAGUUUCAGCACGCAGCAGCGCCCCAUACUCAAGACGCUGGCCUUCGGGGAGGUUCUGCAUGCUUAUGCCGAAUGGACCGUUAAGCUAUUCAUGAACCCCGACACCACCGCUGACGUUCGCAGAGGCCUUACGCCCGCUUUCAAAGCACUCGUAGUGGGCCUGGCGUCGGAGCUUCUGGCACAGAAAUACUGCCUGCCUCAACCGGUCGAUCGAAGAAGCCCUCUGGCCAUGUACGAGAGGGGAGUAGUCGACGAGAUUGCGGCGAGAAUGGCCCCGAUACCUAGCGGUCAUCGAAGCAGCGAGUUCAAUGCGGCGGUCCCUCUUUGA
Colletotrichum tamarilloi is the source of this 432-nucleotide messenger RNA. RefSeq lists its product as uncharacterized. Bases 1 to 432 code for a protein of 143 amino acids. The transcript is spliced from 2 exons. The record is from RefSeq and is a predicted model, not a curated record. Gene Ontology annotation, molecular function: oxidoreductase activity, acting on the CH-CH group of donors. NCBI's taxonomy places the organism in Eukaryota, Fungi, Ascomycota, Sordariomycetes, Glomerellales, Glomerellaceae.